GUGGUCCUGGUCCGGGUUCCCUUUCCUGCUGUUCGUCGCUCCUGCCGCCGACGCCGUCGCCGCCCGAGCUCCCAGUUCUGAUCUGUGGUGCAGCCGGGACCCGGCACCAUGUCGCUGUCACGGUCGGAAGAGAUGCACCGGCUCACGGAAAAUGUCUACAAGACCAUCAUGGAGCAGUUCAACCCCAGCCUCCGCAACUUCAUCGCCAUGGGCAAGAACUAUGAGAAAGCGCUGGCAGGUGUGACCUUUGCUGCCAAAGGCUAUUUCGAUGCCCUGGUAAAGAUGGGGGAGCUGGCCAGCGAGAGCCAGGGCUCCAAGGAACUUGGGGAUGUCCUCUUCCAAAUGGCUGAAGUACACCGGCAGAUCCAGAAUCAACUGGAAGAGAUGCUGAAGUCUUUUCACAACGAACUCCUCACGCAGCUGGAGCAGAAGGUAGAGCUGGACUCCAGGUAUCUGAGUGCUGCACUGAAGAAAUACCAGACAGAACAGAGAAGCAAAGGAGACGCCCUGGACAAGUGUCAAGCUGAGCUGAAGAAGCUCCGCAAGAAGAGCCAAGGGAGCAAGAACCCGCAGAAGUACUCAGACAAGGAGCUUCAGUACAUCGAUGCCAUCAGCAACAAGCAGGGUGAGCUGGAAAACUACGUGUCUGAUGGCUACAAGACGGCGCUCACUGAGGAGCGCAGAAGGUUCUGCUUCCUGGUGGAGAAGCAGUGCGCUGUGGCCAAGAACUCCGCCGCCUAUCACUCCAAGGGCAAGGAGUUGCUAGCCCAGAAGCUGCCUCUGUGGCAGCAGGCCUGUGCUGACCCCAACAAGAUCCCAGAUCGUGCCGUCCAGCUGAUGCAGCAGAUGGCCAGCAGCAAUGGCUCCAUCCUGCCCAGCGCCUUGUCAGCCUCCAAGUCCAACCUGGUCAUCUCAGACCCCAUUCCUGGGGCCAAGCCCCUGCCAGUGCCACCUGAAUUAGCACCAUUUGUGGGGCGGAUGUCUGCGCAGGAGAAUGUACCUGUCAUGAAUGGCAUCGCAGGCCCGGACAGCGAGGACUACAACCCCUGGGCUGACCGCAAGGCUGCCCAGCCCAAAUCCCUGUCUCCCCCGCAGUCUCAGAGCAAGCUGAGUGACUCGUACUCCAACACACUCCCCGUGCGCAAGAGCGUGACCCCAAAGAACAGCUAUGCGACCACUGAGAACAAGACCCUGCCACGCUCAAGCUCCAUGGCAGCUGGCCUGGAACGCAACGGCCGCAUGCGGGUCAAGGCCAUUUUCUCUCAUGCGGCUGGCGACAACAGCACCCUGCUGAGCUUCAAGGAGGGCGACCUCAUCACCCUGCUGGUGCCUGAGGCCCGUGAUGGCUGGCACUAUGGCGAGAGCGAGAAGACCAAAAUGCGGGGCUGGUUUCCUUUCUCCUACACCCGAGUCUUGGACGGCGAUGGAAGUGACAGGUUGCACAUGAGUCUGCAGCAGGGCAAGAGCAGCAGCACCGGCAACCUCCUGGACAAGGACGACCUGGCCAUCCCGCCUCCUGACUACAGCACAUCAUCCCGGGUCUUCCCCCCCCAAACAGCAGGCACUUUCAAGCAGAGGCCCUACAGUGUAGCUGUUCCCGCCUUCUCCCAGGGUCUGGAUGACUACGGGGCACGGUCUGUGAGCAGUGUCGAUGUGGAAGUGGCCAGAUUUUGAGCUGCCCUUGACUAGAGUUAGAACCCUUUCGCCAAUGUCCAGCUGAAACCAACAGUGACCAAUGACAGGUCAGCCCCACUUCUCAGCUGACUACUGCAUUGCCAUGCUGCCCCCACCCACCCAUCCAUGCAGCUGAGUGGGUGAUUGCUCCGUGUUCUGUUUGGAGAAGACCACCUUACCCCACUCUGCAGAUUUAUGCCUUACAUUAGCCUGGCCUGGGCUGGAUCCCAGGUGUUCCUGGGGAGGUAGCCAUCCUGAGAGGCCAAGGCCCACUGGUUAUGGGUCUGCGCCUACAGGGCCAGCUCUCUGAGGGCAAGUGACUGGUCCCAGCUGUGGAACCCUGUACAUGGGCGGACAUUCUGUCAGCUUGUAGCCAGAAGGGAGCCCACUCCCUUGCUGCUUUUAGCUACACAUCUGGUCAAUAAACAGCUGCCCACUGUG
Molecule: messenger RNA, 2115 nt
Organism: Nannospalax galili (Upper Galilee mountains blind mole rat)
Lineage: Eukaryota; Metazoa; Chordata; Mammalia; Rodentia; Spalacidae
Gene: Baiap2
Product: BAI1 associated protein 2
Exons: 15
Coding region: 109-1674 (521 amino acids)
Biological process (GO): plasma membrane organization; actin crosslink formation; positive regulation of actin filament polymerization
Cellular component (GO): nucleoplasm; cytosol
Molecular function (GO): cytoskeletal adaptor activity; protein binding
Source: RefSeq, a predicted model, not a curated record